Messenger RNA from Cercocebus atys (sooty mangabey), 2042 nucleotides. RefSeq names its product mitochondrial genome maintenance exonuclease 1 (gene MGME1). The transcript is spliced from 4 exons. Gene Ontology annotation, cellular component: mitochondrion. The record is from RefSeq and is a predicted model, not a curated record. Gene Ontology annotation, biological process: mitochondrial DNA replication. Gene Ontology annotation, molecular function: single-stranded DNA exodeoxyribonuclease activity. NCBI's taxonomy places the organism in Eukaryota, Metazoa, Chordata, Mammalia, Primates, Cercopithecidae. Bases 1 to 1029 code for a protein of 342 amino acids.
AUGAAGUUUUUUUUUUUUCAGACCAUUUGCAGGUUUUUUUUUAGUUCAAAGGGAUUUUCUUUUUUUUUUGCUGCCCUUGUGGCUUUCUUUUUUUUUUCUUACUCUUGUGGCCGGUUUUUUUUUGUGAACCCAUAUGAAGAAUUUUUUUUUGAAAAAUACUCUAAUUUAUUUUUUUUUGUCUUGUCAUCCAGAGGCUUUUUUUUUACCCCAGGAUCGGUGGAGUUUUUUUUUUUACUCUAUGGACCUGUGUUUUUUUUUAAGCCGCCAAAGCAAGGUUUUUUUUUUCGAGUGCCACAAAACUGGUUUUUUUUUUUCAAUCCAGAGAGAAGUUUUUUUUUUAAUGCAAGUGAUCCUUCAUUUUUUUUUAAAAUCCCCUUGCAAAGGUUUUUUUUUCCAAGUGUGACCCGAGUGUUUUUUUUUACCAUGACAAAACAACAGUUUUUUUUUUUGGAGAGGUGGAAACAGUUUUUUUUUCUGGAACUGGGAGAAGAUUUUUUUUUUGAAUAUAAUUCAAACAUCUUUUUACAAGGGAAACGGUUCCAUGAAGCCUUGGAAAGCAUACUUUCACCCCAGGAAACCUUAAAAGAGAGAGAUGAAAAUCUCCUCAAGUCUGGUUACAUCGAAAGUGUCCAGCAUAUUCUGAAAGAUGUCAGUGGAGUGCGAGCUCUUGAAAGUGCUGUUCAACAUGAAACCUUAAACUAUAUAGGUCUGCUGGACUGUGUGGCUGAGUAUCAGGGCAAGCUGUGUGUGAUUGAUUGGAAGACAUCAGAGAAACCAAAGCCUUUUAUUCAAAGUACAUUUGACAACCCACUGCAAGUUGUGGCAUACAUGGGUGCCAUGAACCAUGACACCAAUUACAGCUUUCAGGUUCAGUGUGGCUUAAUUGUGGUGGCCUACAAAGACGGAUCACCUGCCCACCCACAUUUCAUGGAUGCAGAGCUCUGUUCCCAGUACUGGGCCAAGUGGCUUCUUCGACUAGAAGAAUAUACGGAAAAGAAAAAGAACCAGAAUAUUCAGAAACCAGAAUAGGGAACAGGACGCUAUUUGGGAACAUUCAGCACCUUCUCACAGUUUGGGAACAUAUAUUGCUGUUUAUUCCAGUGUAAAAAUGAGGUGCCACUGGAUCUGAGUGCUACAUGAACACAAGUAGAAGUAUUAAUGUGUUGAAAUGUGUUGUUACCAGAAAGACUGAAAAGCCCCAAAGUCUAGAUGUAGAGAGCUAGGCUUCGGCAUGCGAAAUCCCAGCUCUGCUACCUCUUAUUUACCUGAAAGCAGGACACACAGGAUGGGCAGUCACGCUGGUGACUCUUGGACUCCCUUGAGGGACCUUUUUUUGGGGGGGAAUCCCAGGCAGGAUGCCCAGUCUUUGAGCUGAGAUUGGAAGGCAGUGAGGCUGAGGGUGCCAAGAUUUCCCCAGGGUUCACCCAGAGGGGAAGGGGCUACACACCCCCAGCUGUGUGCAGGGAGGACACAUCAGCCCACUACCGCUGCCAACACCAAUGCCUAAAACUUGUUUCAUACAUUGGGGUUUUCUAUAUAUUUCAGUUCGGAAAAGCUUACAUUUAACCUUUUAAAAAAAUAAAUACGUGAUUAGCCUCAACUAAACAUUGCCGACUAUAAAGACAGAGUAUAUUCACUAUGUCACUGGCAAUAUGCUGUUGCAUAACACCAAAUAACCCCCAGAAGUAGCCAGAGGUCAGUUUGAACAUCACAAUUGUAAGUGUUUUAGUAGCUAUUUCUGGCACGAGUCAAGGGAUCAUGUAGAUAGAGUCAAUUAUUGUUUGUGGAGUUUUUCAGCUAUAGGGGAGGGGAACUAUUAAAAUCCAUUUGUUUCUAUUCAGUAGGUAAUAAAAAUUAUUAGUUGUCACUGGGUUUGGGAAACUUAAAUGCCCAUUACAGCCCUGGGGAAGGGUUUUCUGUCUUAUGGAGUGAGUCUGUUAGCAUUUAAGUUAUAGUUGCUGCCUUAAAAUAGUAGCCUGCUACAAUGACUUCUUUGGGUAGCCAUUUUUGUAAGAAAUAAAAUACAAGAUAUGAGUAAUGAA